ACGUGGGCCGGGGGCGGGGUGAAUGAAGUGGAAGCGAUUCCUCCGCCCCUGCGUUUACCUCCCGCACCCGGCGCGGACCGCCCCCUUCCCCUGCCCGGGCGCCCAGUCCAGCGCGUGGGCACCCAGUCCAGCGCUUGCCCGCCCGCUGGAAGGCUGCUCUCUGCACCCGACGCUGGCGUCUGACUCUCCCGGGGCCAGGACCCAGCGUCGCGGACCCACGAUGGCCAAGCGCAGCUCGCUGUCCAUCCGCAUCGUAGAGGGGAAGAACCUGCCCGCCAAGGACAUCAACGGCAGCAGUGACCCCUACUGCAUCGUGAAGGUGGACAAUGAGCCCAUCAUCAGGACAGCCACCGUGUGGAAGACCCUGUGCCCCUUCUGGGGGGAGGAGUACCAGGUGCACCUGCCGCCCGCCUUCCAUGCGGUGGCCUUCUACGUCCUGGACGAGGACGCCCUCAGCCGAGAUGACGUUAUCGGGAAGGUCUGCCUUACCAGGGACACCCUGGCUGCUCACCCUAAGGGUUUCAGUGGGUGGGUCCACCUGGCGGAGAUCGACCCCAAUGAGGAGGUGCAGGGCGAGAUCCACCUGAGGCUGGAGGUGCUGCCGGGGACCCCGGCCGGCCGGCUGCGCUGCUCCGUGCUGGAGGCCAGGGAUCUGGCCCCCAAGGACCGGAAUGGUGCAUCUGACCCCUUUGUCCGUGUGCGCUACAAUGGCCGGACACAGGAGACCUCGGUCGUUAAAAAAUCAUGCUAUCCACGGUGGAACGAGACAUUCGAGUUCGAGCUGGAGGAGGGGGCCACAGAGGCCCUGUGCGUGGAGGCCUGGGACUGGGACCUCGUCAGCCGCAACGACUUCCUGGGCAGAGUGGUGGUCAAUGUCCAGAGACUGUGGGCCGCCCAGCAGGAGGGCUGGUUCCGGCUGCAACCCGACCAGCCUAAGAGUCGGAGGGAAGAGGGCAACCUGGGCUCCUUGCAGCUAGAGGUGCGACUGCGGGACGAGAUGGUGCUCCCCUCCAGCUGCUACCAGCCCCUGGUGCAGCUGCUGUGCCGGGAGGUGAAGCUGGGCACCCAGGGCCCAGGACAGCUGAUGCCACUCAUUGAGGAGAUGACCAGCACAGAGUGCCGCCAGGAAGUGGCCACCAACCUGCUCAAGCUCUUCCUGGGGCAGGGACUGGCCAAAGACUUUCUGGACCUGCUCUUUCAGCUGGAGCUGAGUCGUACCAGUGAGACCAACACCCUGUUCCGAAGCAACUCUCUGGCCUCAAAGUCCAUGGAGUCUUUUCUGAAGGUGGCUGGGAUGCGGUAUCUGCAUGGUGUCCUGGGCCCCAUCAUCGACAGGGUAUUUGAGGAGAAGAAGUACGUGGAGCUGGAUCCCAGCAAAGUGGAGGUCAAGGAUGUAGGGUGCUCCGGGCUACACCGCCCACAGACCGAGGCGGAGGUGCUGGAGCAGAGCGCACAGACCCUGCGCGCCUACUUGGGGGCGCUUCUGAGUGCGCUCUGUCGCUCUGUUCGCGCAUGCCCAGCGGUGGUCCGAGCCACCUUCCGCCAGCUCUUUCGGCGCGUGCGAGAGCGCUUCCCCAGCGCCCAGCACGAGAAUGUGCCAUUCAUCGCUGUCACCAGCUUCCUGUGCUUGCGCUUCUUCUCUCCUGCCAUCAUGGCGCCCAAGCUCUUCCACCUGCGGGAGCGACACGCAGACGCCCGCACCAGUCGCACUCUGCUCCUACUGGCCAAGGCAGUCCAGAAUGUGGGCAACAUGGACACGCUGGCUUCCAGGGCCAAGGAGGCUUGGAUGGAGCCACUGCAGCCCACUGUGCGCCAGGGCGUGGCCCAGCUGAAGGACUUCAUCACCAAGCUGGUGGACAUUGAAGAGAAAGAGGAACUGGACUUGCAGAGGGCGCUAAGCUUGCAGACCCCGCCAGUGAAGGAGGGGCCACUCUUCAUCCACAGGACCAAGGGAAAGGGCCCCCUCAUAUCCUCCUCUUUCAAGAAGCUCUACUUCUCCCUCACCGCUGAGGCCCUCAGCUUCGCCAAGACACCCAGCUCCAAGAAAAGUGCCUUGAUCAAGCUAGCUAACAUCCGCGCAGCAGAAAAGGUGGAAGAGAAGAGCUUUGGCAGCUCACACGUCAUGCAGGUCAUCUACACGGACGACGCGGGAAGGCCCCAGACCGCCUACCUGCAGUGCAAGUGCGUGAACGAGCUGAACCAGUGGCUGUCUGCACUGCGGAAGGUGAGCAUCAACAACACGGGCCUGCUGGGCUCCUACCAUCCUGGCAUCUUCCGCGGGGACAAGUGGAGCUGCUGCCACCAGAGGGACAAGACAGAUCUGGGCUGUGAUAAGACCCGGUCACGGGUGAUGCUGCAGGAAUGGAAUGACCCUCUCGACCAUGACCUGGAGGCCCAGCUCAUCUACCGGCACCUGCUGGGCAUGGAGGCUGCACUGCGGGAGAAGCAGCGGGAGCUGCAUGCAGGCACAGAGGCGGGCUCCGGGCUCACAGGCCCUGGUGAAGCCCCAGAGGACCCGCUGGCCCAGCUGCUGCAGGUGCUGCAGGACCUCCAGGAGGCACACAGCUGCAGCCCCGCCAGCUCCCCACCAUCAGAGCCCAACUGCCUCCUGGAGCUGCAGACGUGAGGCCUGCCCUACACUCCACCAUCGAGCCCCUGCUUGGUGCUUGGAUACCCUGGUGCACUCUCAUUGGGGUGCAGGGCCUGGGUCUCUCCUGCACUGGGUAAUUGGGACCAGGGGAUCCAGAGCUGACAGGCUUUGCCCCAUCACUGCCCACAUGAAGUCUCUCGGGGAAUCUGGGGGCUCCCUGUGGUCCCUGCAGCCAUCACCGACACUAGCCCAGACUCUCCACGGACCUUCCCCUCCUGCCUGGGGCAGGCCCCCUGGAUGGUCCGUACCCAAGCAGACUGACACUUCCUUGGACCCAGAGAGGCAGGAGGGAGCACAGGGCCCAGGAGACCAAGUCUUGACCUCGGCACCCACUGUGCUCUCAGCCACCACUCUGCCCUCUCUCCUCACAGCCACUGGCUGUGCCCCUGGGAGAGCGUUGCAGUGCUCUGCUGACAACAAUAAACCUGCGGUGACUGCUG
This is a messenger RNA of Phyllostomus discolor (pale spear-nosed bat), 3090 nucleotides long. RefSeq names its product ras GTPase-activating protein 4. Gene Ontology annotation, biological process: cellular response to calcium ion; negative regulation of Ras protein signal transduction; regulation of GTPase activity. Gene Ontology annotation, molecular function: phospholipid binding; GTPase activator activity. The coding region runs from base 23 to 2626 and encodes 867 amino acids. The record is from RefSeq and is a predicted model, not a curated record. NCBI's taxonomy places the organism in Eukaryota, Metazoa, Chordata, Mammalia, Chiroptera, Phyllostomidae. The transcript has 21 exons.